AUGGGUUGGGAGGGACCAAGGGGCGCUCUGGUUCUGCUGACCUGCGUUAAUCACAGCCAGGAGGUCCACACUAGUACCAUGAGGCCUGGGAAGCAGCCUGCGUGGGGUCAGAGAAGUGGUGGAUGUGGCUCCCAAAGUGGCUUACGGGGUCCCUUCCCUGUGGCUGUUUCCUUACUGGAUGCAGCAGGGUCAGGCCCUUCCCCUGUGACGUUUUCUCCUCUUUAUCACAGUGGCGGGAGCGUCCCCGUGAGAGGCCCGACCCAGGUGUGGGCCACGCUGCGAGCCCGAGGACCAAGCGGCACUCCUGGGAUGCAGAGGAGGAUUUGUGACAGCUUAGGGAACAGACAAAAUGGUUUCGAAAAGGCUAAUGGCAGGAAUAAAUCCAACUUGAUCAUAACAUCCAACUGUGUUGCCCAGGCUCGUCUCAAACUCCUGGAUUCAAGAGCUCCUCUCCUCUCAGCCUACGAAAGUGCUGGGAUUAAAGUUUCCCCCAAGGUCACAGAAUUAUCCAGGCCAACCAAUAACACCUCCUGUGGGAACCAGGAGCAUCUCACCCUCUUGAUACUACAAAGCCUUCCCCGACACCUCCUGUUUGUUCUCUCUGCUCCCAGUCCUGAACUGACAGCCACAAGUGGCACCUGAACAGGGACUUGAACAAAGAAGGUCUGCUGGAGCAGAAAAAGAGAAACUGACCAGAUGAAUGAGAAACCCUGGGAUGAGUCUGCCUGCAGAGGAUAUAAGGAGAUGGAUAAACCGUGUGAGUGCCCUCAAGUUGUGUGCGACCAUGGAAUGGGAGACUGGAGGGAUACAUGGAUCCCAACUACAGGCCCAGCUCCUCCAGUAUGAGCCAUGAGCCAGUUGAAUCUGAAUGUGAAGAUGGAAUGAAGACCGACCAGAGUCACACUGACGUCAACCCUCGUAACAUGGGGUCAGAUCAAGAAAACCACACCAGAAGCUGAGAAACUGGUGUAGUGCCAGGGUCAGGCAAAAACCCCUGACUCCAUGUUUAUGGCCAUGCUAGCUGUAAUAUCCUGUGCAGUAUGAUUUUUCUGUGCAGAAGCAAAAACAUAUUGGGCAUAUUUUCCUAACCCACCGGUAGUGUGAUCAUACUCUGAAGCAGCACUCCUCCUGAGACAUAUCAUGAUCAAGGAGCAUCAGUACCAGGACCUCUAACUCCCCCUGACACAGAGCAAUUAGACUCUCAGAACAAUGGUAUCAAUUAUACCACUCCAUUGGAGGGACUUCCUUUAUGUGUCACCCAGGAUACGUUGCUCAACUGCAGUUGCCUUGCAGUUUGAUCCCAAGCAUGGUUGAGUUACCAUAAAAAAGUUAUGUACCUAUUAGACCUUAGCUUUAUUAAUAUUACUUGUGUAGUUACUAAUCACUCCUGGCCCCAUCACCCAAAUUGUACUGAUUAUACAGAAUGGGCUCCCUUUGAUAAUUCUCACCCCCCUCCUUGGGCCCACUGUCUUGGCCCCUUAGCUAGACAAUAGUCCAUGUUAAUGGGAGACAUUAUUGACUGGGGUCCCUGUGGUCAUUAAGAUGGGAGAGAUGAGAAUCAGACCACAUGGCAUAAACUUCACUGGCACUGGUGGUGAAACUUUAACAUCUCUUCACUUCAACACACUGGGAUUCAAUCCCAAUCUGCCAUGCAACUUGCUUGGCAUGGAACGGGCUUUAGCCCACCUUUGCCUCAAUGGCAUUAUCAAGGAAAGAGAGGUCCAAUUCAGGAGUCUAUGUGGAAGGCAGCACUCCCAUAUAUGAAUGGCAGCAUUUGGGUUGGGACACUAUCCAGUAAUAGUAAUAGUGCUCAAUACAGUUUAAUGUUACCUUUGUAAAAAAUGUUUGAAAUUUGUGUUUUUAAUCCCUAUGUUUUUCUAGCAGCAAAAAAGGACCAACUCCAGGUAAACAAUGCCCAAUUGAAUUGUGAUUCCUGUCAACUCUAUCAUUGCCUUAAUCAUAGCACAAUACAAACACACAGCAUAUCCACCCUAAUAAUUCUAGGUCGCAUUCCUGGAUUAUGGAUUCCUGUAAAUCUGUCUGAGCCUUGGGCAGCCACCCCCACUUUACAUUUUGUAAAACUUCUUACUCAGCUUACUCAUGGCACUCGUAGAGCCUUAGGCAUGAUAAUUUUUACUAUAGUCUCCUUAAUUACAUUAAUACCCUCUGUUGUGGUGUCCUCAGUAGCACUGGACAGCUCCAUUCAAACAGCUCAAUAUGCAGAAAAUUGGAUGCAUACAGCUGACCAGGCAUGGAUGUUUCAAAAUAAAACUAACACUGAGAUACAAACAGAAGUGGCAAUGUUAAAGACUACUGUUCUGUGGCUAGAAGAACAAGUACAAAGCUUGCAGUUGCAGCAGCAAUUGCGUUGUCAUUUUAACCAUACUCAUAUUUGUGUAACCAAUUAGGAAUAUAAUCAAAGUGAAUAUCCAUGGAACCUUGUAAAGGCCCAUUUACAGGGAGCUGUUACAUCCAAUGUUACUUUUGAUAUUAAUGAUUUACAAAGUAAAAUUCUAACAGCACCUCAAUAUCUUUUUCAUAAUUAUUGGAAUAAUGUUACUAUGUUUCUGUUUUUUGUUCAUAGUCUGUAAAAUCAACUGGAACACCAACCAGCAAUUGAGAGCUGCACAGCCUGCAAUUACCUUUAUUCAAUUAAAUCAAAAGCAGAAAGGGGGAGAUGUUGGAGGCUGAAAGAAUGAGGGUCAUGACCAACUCAGUAUACCACUGGAGGCUAUGUGAGCAAACAGCAUACUGUUCUCAUGAAUACAGGAUAUUGGCAAGCUGACAGCUGCAUCUGCCACCAGAAGGAAUGCUGAGGACAGUCAUGCACCAGGCACAGUGUUCCUUGUAGUUAUCUAUAGGAACAUCUGGACCCUGUUGUAUAAAGAAAGCAAUUAUUUGAGCCUGUGAUAAAUCAAGCAGCUGACUAAAACUGUUACCCCUUCCUCCCUGUUGAUUCUACCUAAUACAUGCGAAGGGCUGUAUAAGCUCAGGGCCCUUGUUCCCUAGAAGCAAGGAGCCCCCUGACCCCUUCUUUAC
Molecule: messenger RNA, 3039 nt
Organism: Pan troglodytes (chimpanzee)
Lineage: Eukaryota; Metazoa; Chordata; Mammalia; Primates; Hominidae
Exons: 5
Coding region: 1-642 (213 amino acids)
Source: RefSeq, a predicted model, not a curated record